Molecule: messenger RNA, 1495 nt
Organism: Saccostrea echinata
Lineage: Eukaryota; Metazoa; Mollusca; Bivalvia; Ostreida; Ostreidae
Product: centromere protein N-like
Exons: 9
Coding region: 34-1098 (354 amino acids)
Biological process (GO): CENP-A containing chromatin assembly; chromosome segregation
Source: RefSeq, a predicted model, not a curated record
GCAAGUCGGCGCAUUUUCUCUAGUAUUUUAAAAAUGAGAUUUUUUGCAGAUGUUUUGAAGUCAGCUGUGGCAAAAUGUAAAGCAGCUGAAUUAGAAUCGUUAGUUCGACGAUGGGGAUACUUGAAGAAUGUUGAAUUAGAUCAGAUUGACUUUUCCAAAUCGAAAAGAUGUGUAUAUCGAGAGAUGUUAAGAUUGUGUGAUGAAAAACACAAGCAGAAGGAAACUGCUGAUAGAGUCAAUGAAUUUGACUUGAUGUGUGCUGUGAAAUAUCCAUACAAGAAAAGAUGGUCUAUGUACAAACUUAGUGAUAAAAAGUCUGGGACUUUGAAAGAAAAUGAGCUAUCAGAUCCUAGAAAAUUCAAGAAGAAGCUCCAGCAACAAAUUGAACUGUAUUUUGAUUCAGCAGCUUCAGUAUCAGUGACUUUACAUGAUGGUGCUCUGUGGUGCAGGCUCUACAUACAGUCGGGGGCACCUGCUCGCUUUAUGAACUCGAACACUAUUUACCUGGUAUAUUACCCUCACUGCCCAUGCUUUGCCAUUUCAGCCUUCAAAGUCUCUGUCCGGAAUUUUCUGUUUCAGUGUCUGUCAAAUGCCUUUAACCAUCAUUCUCUCACAAACAUGAUGCUUUCAGGACUACAUUACAAGUCACUUUUUCAACUGGCUUUCAACAAGAUAGGAGAGACGUCAUUUGGAAGACUAAGAGCCAUUCAGAAUCUUCCCUUUCUGUGCAAGAAUGAGCGUAAGCGCAAAGCAAAAGAAAUGGAAAGAGAACCCAACAUGCGAUCUGAAGAUGAAGUGAUGAAACGACAAAGGUCCCAAAGUUUGGAGACCUCCUUUGGUGUCUAUGAACAACCUGUUUUGGAAUCACUGCAGUUUAAGGUGGAGGUAAAAUUCCGAGGAAGUCAGAACCUAGUAAACUUUCCAGUAGAGGAUGAACCAUUUAGAUGUCGUGUAAAAUUUGAAGGACCUUCUGUUUUAGAGGGAGUUCGUAAUUUAGCAACCUGUGGGCUAGCCAAUGAGCCACUACCUAAACAUUUACUUCGAGUAAAUUCACUGGGGACGAAUUACUUUGUUCUUCGAAGCAAAGACAAAACUUGAUGCAGAAAAUCUUUAAAACAAAUUUAUAAAUGUUUUUGAGGUUGUAUUCUGUUUUACAGUUCAACAGUUGUCAAUUUUAUACAUGUACUUACUGCCACAGUAAUUAUACAGUUCCUAUAGACAGGUAGUUCAUGUAUACAUGUAAUGACUACUAGCAGUAAUUAUCAAGUUCCUCCAGACAGUUAGUUCAUGUAUACAUGUACUGAUUACCUAGUGCAGUAAUUAUACAGUUCAUGACAGGUAGUUCAUGUAUACAGAUGUGUUCAUCAGUGUGAUGGCUUUCUUUUAUCUUUUACAUUCUUAUCUAUCAAUGUUUAACAGUUUUAUUUGUUAUUUCACUGUUACUAGAAAAAUAGAUUGUUCUGAACAAAAAUAUAUAUUAAAUUAUGAAACAGAA